AUGGAUAUAAGUAUUCAUAGUCUCUUCCUAAUAUUUAAAUAACAUUGAUAACAUUAACAUUGACUUUCCAUUCCGUUUUUUUGGGGUUGCUCCCAAAAUAUGUUGUUAGGUUUGGGUAGAUCGUUUGGCAGACUUGGCUUCUAUAUAGAACCCUUACGCUUGGCCAGCCAAAAAUGUGGCCAAAAUGCCAAGAGCGCCUUGAUUGUAUUGGCACCAGGUGCUGAGGAAAUGGAGUUUACCAUAUCGGCCGAUGUCCUUCGAAGAGCAAAGAUCAACGUAACUGUGGCUGGAUUGGAUACUUGUGAGCCCAUCAAGUGUUCCCGGGGAGUUGUCAUUGUGCCCGAUACUUCUCUGGAGCAGGCAAUGGGCCAAGGUAACUACGAUGUAGUGGUCCUGCCCGGUGGGUUGGCCGGCAACAAGGCCUUGAUGGGCUCCAGUGCUGUGGGUGAACUUUUACGCCAGCAGGAGUCCCAGGGCGGACUUAUCGCCGCCAUAUGUGCCGCACCCACGGCUCUGGCCAAGCACGGAAUAGCGAAGGGAAAGACCCUGACAUCUCACCCAGAUAUGCGGCGCCAGUUGGAGGAAAAGUAUUGCUACAUAGACGAUCAAAGUGUGGUUCAAGACGGGAAUCUAAUUACUAGCCGAGGACCUGGAACAUCUUUUGAUUUCGCCCUGAAGAUUGUUGAGGAAUUGGCAGGAGUCGAGGUGGCCAAGGAUGUUGCCAAACCCAUGUUGGUCACCUUUAAGCCGUAAUUGAAUUAUAAGGAAUUUCAAAGCAUUGCUUGUAAAAAU
Molecule: messenger RNA, 792 nt
Organism: Drosophila bipectinata
Lineage: Eukaryota; Metazoa; Arthropoda; Insecta; Diptera; Drosophilidae
Product: protein DJ-1alpha-like
Biological process (GO): glycolate biosynthetic process; glyoxal metabolic process; response to oxidative stress
Cellular component (GO): mitochondrion; cytoplasm; nucleus
Source: RefSeq, a predicted model, not a curated record